Molecule: messenger RNA, 528 nt
Organism: Penicillium roqueforti
Lineage: Eukaryota; Fungi; Ascomycota; Eurotiomycetes; Eurotiales; Aspergillaceae
Exons: 1
Coding region: 1-528 (175 amino acids)
Source: RefSeq, a predicted model, not a curated record
AUGCACAUCGCCUCGCCAUUUCUCUCUUUGAGCACAUCUUUCCGCUCCAGAAGCCCCAAAUCAGGCAGCGACAGCUCGAGCCCAAGUUCAACAACGACCUCACCACCCUCCUCUCCAACGUCCACCCACUCGCCCCAGAGCUCACCACACCACCUGUUCAACCUAUCCUUCCACACCUCCAAAGCCCAGCACAUAUUCCGAGGGCACCCCGACAGUGCCAGGCACACAAAUACUAGCCCCGGAAAUUCAGCCCGCCCCCGCCCGGCCUCCGACGGCCCACACAAUUCCAACGCCGUCAGCGUGCUCCCCUGCGCGGUCCUACGUGGCCGCUCAGCGAUGGUUAUCCGCCGACGAUUGUCUAAGAUCGACCUGGCGCUGAGUGAAGAGCGGUCGCGAUGUGACGAGGACGCUAUUGAGCGGCAGGGGUUGGGGCUGAUGGAGCCCCGGCCGGUGGAUCUGGGGAUUGGGGAGGUAAAGCCUAACUUCGUGAUGGGCGGCAUCUUUGAGGUUAUGGAGGGGCGGGCUUAG